Gracilinanus agilis (Agile Gracile Mouse Opossum) is the source of this 1331-nucleotide messenger RNA. It is a transcript of the gene TMEM150B, whose product is annotated as transmembrane protein 150B. The record is from RefSeq and is a predicted model, not a curated record. The transcript is spliced from 7 exons. NCBI's taxonomy places the organism in Eukaryota, Metazoa, Chordata, Mammalia, Didelphimorphia, Didelphidae. Bases 6 to 1019 code for a protein of 337 amino acids.
GCCAGAUGGGGAGCAGCGGGCGGCUGAGGGGGCCGGAAGUUGCUCAAGAAGGAGGAAGUCUCUCCCCAGCUGGGAGGCCUUCAGGAUGGAGAUGUCAGCCGAGGGCCCUCUCCCAACCACACCCUGGGAGAGGAAGGGGAACUCCACUGGCCAGCAGAUUGCUCAGGGCGCCCCGAGAGCGGCCGCUAAGGAACAAGAGCCCCCCGGCUCCUGGAGGUGGGCCGCCCCCUCCCCGGGAGGCUCCAGGCUCCGUCUCCCGCUGCACUGGCCAGAUUUGGGGCUCGAGGGGCACAGGAGGGGGAGCUCUGCUGCCCACCGCGGCGGCCUCCAGCAGGUGCCCCCCCAGGGAUGUGGGGCUACCUGGCCCUGCUCCCGAUCGGCCUGGCAGUGUGGGCUAUAGUUGGGGUCUGGACGAUCUUUGCCGUGGCAGUGUCCAACAAGUCUGUGAACCUCACAGAGGGCUUUCCCUACAUCAGAGCUGCAUAUUCGGCCAGCUUCUGAACGUCGGGGCGGUCAUGGUGGCCUGGAUCUGCGUUCUCCGCUACCUCCAGCUCCGGGAAUGGGGUGUCCCCAAGGGUCCCAAUCGGCUGUGUCUGGGGCUGGGCUUCCUCUGUGCCUUGGGGGCCUCCUUCGUGGGCAACUUCCAGCAAAGCAAUGAGCUCUCCAUGCAUCUCUUUGGAGCCUUCCUGGCCUUCGUGGUAGGGGUGGCCUACUUCUGGACCCAGCUGGUUCUGCUACGCCAGGCCAAGCCUGAGGCCCAGCCAGGCGCCCCCUGGAUCGAGACCCUGCGCCUGCUGCUUUGCGGGGGCUGCACCUUCCUCAUGGUGGCCAUGGUGGUGCUGCACUUGAGGUCGCUCCGGUCUGCGGCCGCCGUAUGCGAGUGGUCCAUCUCCAUGCUCUUGUUCAUUCUCUUCGGCCUCCUGGCGGUGGACUUCUCCCACCUGAGCGGCCUGGUCCUAAGCUUGCAGACCAGGCCCACAUCGUGUCCCCCGAGUACUGCCAGCCUGGCGUCUUUCUAGCUCCCCUUGUGUACCGCAGCCCCUCCCUCACCUCCACCCUGCCUUGGUCUGGGUCCUUGGACCACUGAACUCUGACCCAAGCCUGGGCCAAGCGCGGCGAGUGGCAGCAAGACAUUGGCUCCUUGUCCUCUCCUGGGGGAGGGCUUUGCCCUCUGACCUGGCCACAGCUGCCUGGUCUAGCCACCAGAGGCCAGGCUCCGCCACAAGGGGCUGUCUGGGCAUGGUGGGGCCAUCUAGAGACCCCAGGAGGGGCCCUGGGCUCCCCAGUGACCGCUCAAGGAGGAAGGAGGCAAGAGGCAGGAAGCAGAAGGC